UGGAGGCGUGUUUUCUCAUUUCCAGGCGUGGCGUGCGGACUUCCGUCUUCCUCCACAGACCUCACAUAAAAUGACGGCAACAUUGCGACCCUACCUGAAUGCGGUGCGCGCCACUCUUCAAGCAGCCCUGUGUCUGGAGAACUUCUCCUCUCAGGUGGUGGAGAGACACAACAAGCCUGAGGUGGAAGUUAGGAGCAGCAAAGAGCUUCUGUUGCAGCCUGUGGUCAUAAGCCGCAAUGAGAAGGAGAAGGUCCUGAUUGAGGGGUCCAUAAACUCAGUGAGGGUCAGCAUCGCUGUCAAACAGGCUGAUGAGAUUGAGAAGAUCCUGUGCCAUAAAUUUAUGAGGUUCAUGAUGAUGCGAGCAGAGAACUUCUUCAUCCUUCGGAGGAAACCUGUUGAGGGCUAUGACAUCAGCUUCCUCAUUACCAACUUCCACACAGAACAGAUGUACAAACACAAGCUGGUGGACUUUGUUAUCCAUUUCAUGGAGGAGAUCGACAAGGAGAUCAGCGAGAUGAAGCUGUCAGUCAAUGCUCGGGCCCGAAUUGUCGCAGAGGAAUUCCUUAAGAAUUUCUGAGGAUCCUUGUCUACAUUCCUAAUACCCAUCAGAGAUUGGUGUUGCUUUGGUUCUUGUGGACAAAAACAUUCAAAGUUUUUAAAAUCUCCACAGAGCAAAGGGGAAAGAGUUUAUUAGUUAGCAACCAAGCAAGAAGAUCUACAGGAACAACUGGCCAGUCUUGCAGCACUAUAUGCAGUCCCCUUUGUCUUCUGUUCAAGGUGCUCCUUGUGCCCAUGGAUAUUAACAAUUGUACAUUUAGUCAAGAAUUUAUUACUCUCGUUUUCUGUUGUUAGGAAAAGAAAAGAAAACACACAGUCAAGGCAGGUCCUUAAAAGUAUUACCUGUAAUUAAUAUUGAUGGGCACAGGAAUCUUGUUGUUGGACUGUAGUUUUUUGGUUGUCUUUUAUAUGUUACAAUGAAAAAAAAAAUCAGGAAUGAAUUAAAUGUUAAAGAGAUAAUGAGAGAAAAAAAAUAGAAAAUGGGUGUUUAUAUUUUGGCACUGCUAAACUCCUAUUAUAUCUAUACAAAAAAAACUGCGUAAAACUUCAUGACAGUAAAUUCAAUAAAAAGAUAUUGUGCUUUCUGUA
Messenger RNA from Sinocyclocheilus rhinocerous, 1146 nucleotides. RefSeq names its product actin-related protein 2/3 complex subunit 4. The coding region runs from base 71 to 577 and encodes 168 amino acids. Gene Ontology annotation, molecular function: actin filament binding. The record is from RefSeq and is a predicted model, not a curated record. Gene Ontology annotation, cellular component: actin cytoskeleton; Arp2/3 protein complex. The transcript is spliced from 6 exons. NCBI's taxonomy places the organism in Eukaryota, Metazoa, Chordata, Actinopteri, Cypriniformes, Cyprinidae. Gene Ontology annotation, biological process: Arp2/3 complex-mediated actin nucleation; actin filament polymerization.